This is a messenger RNA of Pollicipes pollicipes, 931 nucleotides long. RefSeq lists its product as uncharacterized. Bases 39 to 926 code for a protein of 295 amino acids. NCBI's taxonomy places the organism in Eukaryota, Metazoa, Arthropoda, Thecostraca, Pollicipedomorpha, Pollicipedidae. The record is from RefSeq and is a predicted model, not a curated record. The transcript has 4 exons.
CCGAGCUUACACCGUGAGAGAAUACCUCUGGUGCUGACAUGACGAGGGGUGCGAUGGCCGCCGGCGGUGCUCCUGUCGCCUGUCUGCUGCUGCUGCUGGCCGCCGGCGUCGUAAGCUGGCGGUACGACCCCCACACCCAGCGCUGGGAGCCCGACCGGGGGCAGCCGGUGGCGAGCGAGCGUCGAGGGCAUACAGCGUUCAACAGCUACGAGCAGCAGUCGGCCCACCAGCAGCGCGGAUAUGAGCACGGCUACUGGGAGGACUCGCCGUACCAGCGCGCGGGCAAUCCCGCCAAGCCCGAGAACUCCAAUGAGAAGAUGAAGGGCAAGAGCGUCGAGUGCAAGAAGAAGAACAAGGCGGGACGCUGUUUGUCGAAGCACGAGCGGGAGCUGCUGCUGCCCAAUGGCUUCUUGCUUGCCGUUGAACCCAAGGUGGCCUUCAACUUGUACGACAACGAACACAUGGGGCGUCUGCGCAUACUGGUCAAGACAGACAUUAUGUACACGCCACCGGCCAACCUAGUGGAUGCCGGCGGUAGGUCACUCUCGUCGUCCAAGACGCUGAUGGACAAGCAAGUCAUCUACAACACGUUUAAGUCCACUGUGUCCAGGUUCGGCGCAGACGGAGAGGCCUGCCUGCGGCGCGCCGUCUGCGAGGUGGCAGAGGCUCCCCUGAGGAGGGACGGCCUGAUCGGAGACAUCCUCAACAUGAUCCUCUCACCGUCGCACCGUCUGGAGGAUGCCGAUACGGCGGAGGUGGCCGGCCUGCUAGCGGCCGAGCGACGUGGACGAGAGGUCGGCCAGUGCCACCUGGCAUAUCCCAGCUGCCCGCUCUCGCUGUUCAACGCCAUCGACUCCGCCUCCGACUACACGGGCAGCAUUCUGGACGCGCUGGCUGACCACGGCGACGAGGCGGUCGUCUCGUGACCGGC